This is a messenger RNA of Diaporthe amygdali, 1275 nucleotides long. RefSeq names its product o-methyltransferase. Bases 1 to 1275 code for a protein of 424 amino acids. The record is from RefSeq and is a predicted model, not a curated record. Lineage: Eukaryota; Fungi; Ascomycota; Sordariomycetes; Diaporthales; Diaporthaceae. Gene Ontology annotation, molecular function: protein dimerization activity; O-methyltransferase activity. The transcript is spliced from 5 exons.
AUGCUUCCUCCACCAGCUACGCCAGAGGCCGUGGCCAAGCGCAAUGCGUCGAUCCGGGACGCUGUCGCCCGCGUCGGCACAGCGGCCGAGGCGUACGCCGACGCCUCGACCAAGGCACUGGCCAGCAGUGUCUCAGCUGCAGACACCAGCUCGUCCCAGGCGGAGCUAGUGGGCGAGAUCAAGAAGCUCCUUGCGGAGGUCCAGGGGCCGUUCGGCGCGAUGUUCGACCUCUUCGGCGCCCUCUCCAAGGUCGCAGCCAUCCGCUGCCUUCUUGAGAUGGGGGUGUUCACCACCAUCCCCGCCAGUGGCACACCCGCCACGGCGGAUGAGAUCCUGUCCAAACUCGAGGUCGACGUCGAGAAGGCUCUUCUCGUGCGCCUGCUCCGCGUUGCCAGCACGGACGGCCCCCUGGUUGAGGUAGGCGAGGAGACGUACGCGCAGACGCCCUCCUCGAGUAUAUUUGCACACCCAGACCUGAUGGCUACGUUCAAGCACAUCAUUGAUGAGGGUGCGCCUUCCAUCAUGCUGAUGCCGCAGUUCUUUAUUGAGAAUGGGUGGAAGCAGCCCACAGAUCCUACGAAUUGUCCUUACACUUUUGCUCACAGGACUGGCGGCGAUGAGAUGUGGACCCACAUUGCGAAGUUUCCUGAGAGACAAAAGAACUCUAAUCGCGCCAUGAAGGCUCAAUCGUUCGACGGAUUGUGGUCCGUUGGGUUGUUCCCUUUCGCUGAGAAGAUUAAGGAGCUGGGGAAAGAAACGGACGCGUCGACACCCUUGGUCGUUGACAUCGGUGGUGGUGCAGGCCACACGAGCUCUCAGAUCCGCGAGCUAUGCAAGGAAAUUGAGGGAACAAUUGUUUUACAGGAUUUGCAAGACGUCGUAGUAGAUGCCAGGCCGACGGACGGCGUUGUAACUAUGGCUCAUGACUUCUUCAAGGAGCAGCCUGUCAAAGGCGCGCCGAUUUAUUUCCUCCGGCGUAUUUUGCACGACUGGUCGGACCCUAGCAGCGUCAAAAUUCUGAAGCACAUCGCGGACGCCAUGGACCGCAAACUGCCUAGCCGCUUGGUUAUUGCAGAGCAGAUUUUGCCAACCCGGCAUGUUACCAGCGAGAGCGCGCUGGUUGACCUGCUGAUGAUGACCUUUACUGGCAUGGAGCGAACGGCAAAGCAGUGGGAGGAGCUGUUGGCUCAGGCGGCGUUGCUGUGCUGGACAUCACCGGCAUCCGGAGGACUACUGCAUGAAUGGUUCGUCAAGCUGUCUAUGCGGGUGCGGUAG